Messenger RNA from Columba livia (rock pigeon), 3024 nucleotides. RefSeq names its product MYCN proto-oncogene, bHLH transcription factor (gene MYCN). The record is from RefSeq and is a predicted model, not a curated record. The transcript has 3 exons. Gene Ontology annotation, molecular function: DNA-binding transcription factor activity, RNA polymerase II-specific; RNA polymerase II cis-regulatory region sequence-specific DNA binding; protein dimerization activity. Gene Ontology annotation, biological process: regulation of transcription by RNA polymerase II. Lineage: Eukaryota; Metazoa; Chordata; Aves; Columbiformes; Columbidae. The coding region runs from base 803 to 2110 and encodes 435 amino acids.
UCGAAGCGACUCCCUCAUCCAACCACUUCCUUUAUGCUUCUUUUUUAUUAUUAUUAUUCCUAAUUGCCCUGGGUGUUUCCGCGGGAGAUGGCGGCCGCGGGUGGGGAGCGGCGGCCCGGAGUCGACGUUUCCCCCAAGCUCGGGAGCCGGGGUGGCGCGGGAGGGGGCGACACAAAGAGAGCGCGGCCGCGGCGGGAUGCGCGGGGAGCAGCCCCGGCCCCCCGGCAGCCGGGCGCCCUCGCUGGGCCGCCCCCGGCGGUUUUGCACAGGGAGCGGGACCUCAUUCUGCUCGCAGAGAAUAAAGAGCGAAUGGGGCUUUUGGCGCCAAAUGCCAGGCACCUCCCUGCUUGUAUGGAAAUUAGGGAGGUGGGGUUAGGUUGCUCUCGCCUUUUUUUUUUUUUUUUUUUUAUGCUCCCCUCCCCGGGUGUGUCAGGUUUUUUUUUUUUUUGCUUUUGUUUUUUAAUGCCUUUUUGGGGGUUAAUAAUAUUCAGAAGCUUCAAAGCCAGCUAGUGACAGUCAUCUGUCUGCAAGCAAAGGGUGAAUGCAGAGGCUUGGGCCAGCCGCGGGGGCCGGGCGGGCUGGCGCUCAGUAAAGUGCAACAUACAAGAUCAUCUGCCUUUUUUUUCCCCUCGCUUUUUUUUUUUGCUUUCCCCUUCCCUCCCGCCACUCCUCCCCCUUGCAACACCCACCACCAUCACCAAGGAGUUUCAGGUCUUGGGAGAAUCUCUCCCCCUUGGUGGAAAUACUCAUAAAACCUGUACCUAAAACCAUUGACCCAGGGAUCAACAAAAGGAGACCCGUAAUGCCAGGAAUGGUCAGUAAAAACCCAGACCUCGAGUUCGACUCUUUGCAGCCCUGUUUCUACCCGGACGAAGAUGACUUUUAUUUGUGCGGGCCGGACUCCGCUCCCCCCGGGGAGGACAUCUGGAAAAAGUUUGAGCUGCUGCCCACCCCUCCCCUGUCUCCCAGCCGGGCCGGGCUCCAGGAGCACCCCCCGGGAGGGGGCCCGGUGCCGUGGGGAGGGGCGGCCCUGGGGGGCUGCCGCCCCACCGACCCCCUGGACUGGGCGUCCGAGCUGCUCCUGCUGCCCCCCGAGGCCGACCUGUGGGGCGGCUCGGACGGAGGGGACUUCUUCGAGACGGGCCUCGGCGUGACCAACAACCUCAACUCCAUCAUCAUCCAGGACUGUAUGUGGAGCGGCUUCUCUGCCCGCGAGAAGCUGGAGCGGGCGGUCAGCGAGAAGCUGCAGGGCAAGGCGCCCGCCGCCCCGCCGCCGCCCCCGGGGGCCGCCGCGGGCAGCCCCGCCGCCGCCAGCGGCCGUGCGGAGCUGGGCGGCGCCGUGCCCGAGUGCGUGGACCCGGCCGUGGUCUUUCCCUUCCCCGUCAACAAGCGGGAGGCGGUGGCGGUGGCAGCGGCGGGCGGCGGGACUCCGCGGAGCAGCCGCCCGCCGCGCCCCGCCGGGGACAGCCGGGCCAGCAGCAGCUCCGGGGACGACACCCUCAGCGACUCGGAUGAUGAAGAUGAUGAGGAAGAGGAUGAGGAAGAAGAAAUAGAUGUUGUGACAGUGGAGAAAAGACGCUCCUCCUCCAACAAGGCUGUUACCACCCUUACUAUUACAGUGGGUCCUAAAAAUACCACUUUUCCGUCAGUCAGGACACAGCAGAAUGAACUGAUUUUAAAGCGUUGCGCACCAAUUCACCAGCAGCAUAACUAUGCCGCUCCUUCUCCAUACAUGGAGACUGAAGAUGCUCCACCGCAGAAAAAGUUAAAAAUCGAGGUGCCCCGUCCAGUAAAACCCACGAUCCAACCAAAGUCUAAGAGUUCAAGUCCUCGAAACUCUGAUUCAGAGGAUAGUGAACGUCGACGCAACCAUAAUAUCCUGGAGCGUCAACGGCGUAAUGAUCUGCGGUCAAGUUUCCUCACGUUAAGGGACCAUGUUCCAGAACUGGUUAAAAAUGAGAAAGCUGCGAAAGUUGUGAUCUUGAAAAAAGCCACUGAAUAUGUCCAUUCCCUUCAGGCAGAGGAGCAGAAGUUACUGCUAGAAAAGGAAAAAUUGCAAGCCAGGCAACAACAAUUGCUAAAGAAAAUAGAAUACAAGCGGACUUGCUGAACUUAUUUUUUGUUUUGUCUUUUUUUUUUUUUUUGGCUGACCAGGACAGUCAUUGCCACUUUGCACAUUUUUGAUUCUUUGAAAAAAAAUUGUGUUUUUUGACGUUAAGAAUGUUGGUUUUACUUCCAAUCCAGUCCCAGAAGUAAUCGACAAACUAUAUUAUCCGGGUACGGAGCAAAUGGAUGUUCUUGCAAGGAGUUUAUUGCAAGACUACCAAACAAUGGACUGCCUUUGUUUUUCCUCAUAAGAACUGUAGAUGGUGGGGAUUUUUUUUUUUUCAUUGUUGUGAGCAUUUGGAGCUGCUGAUGACAUCUAGUUGAGUUUUAAAAUGUUCAUUCCUAAGUUUUAUGGUGCUUAUGUUCUAACAGAUGUUACUUUCGGGGCUGACAUUUUGUACCCCUGUGGGAAUUUUCUGUAAAUACCAUCUACACACUUGCCUUUUGUACAUGUCUUGGGUUAUGAGAGGUAGCUUUUGCUACCAGUAUUAGACUGGAAGUUCAUACCUAAGUACUGUAAUACCUCAAUGUUUGAGGAGCAUGUUUUUGUAUACAAAUAUAUUGUUAAUCUCUGUUAUGUACUGUACUAAUUCUUACAUUGCCUGUAUACUUUAGUAUGAUGCUGAUACAUAACUAAAUUUGAUACUUAUAUUUUCGUAUGAAAAUGAGUUGUGAAAGUUUUGAGUAGAUAUUACUUUAUCACUUUUUUGAACUAAGAAACUUUUGUAAAGAAAUUUACUAUAUAUGCCUUUUCCUAGCCUGUUUCUUCCAGUUAAUGUAUUUGUUAAUGUUUGGUGCAUAGAACUGAGUAACUGCAAAGUUCUGUGUUUAAUUUCUUCCAACGAUGUACAUUUAGUGCUGCGUCUUAUAGCACUUUGAAAUACCUCAUGUUUAUGAAAAUAAAUAGCAAUUACAUGA